AUGUAUGGUGGCAUAGAUAAAGAUGGAGGAGAAAAAGUGGACAAAGAAAUUAGUCAAAUCAUUUUAAAUGCCAUAAAUGAAAUUGCUGAAGAAAAACAAAUAGCAAAAGAAGAUAUCAUUGAAGCUUUAAAAGAAGGACUAAAAAAAGCAUAUGAAUAUCAAAGUCAUCGUGAUGAUAGUACAAAUAUCAGAAUUGAAAUUGAUCAAAAUAAAGGUACUAUUAAAAUUUUAAAGGAUUUAAUUGUUGUUCCAAAAGUUGAAGAUCCUGAAUUAGAAAUUGCACUUUCAACUAUUAAAACAAAGAAUCCCGGCUUAACAAUUGGUGAUACAUAUACGCAAAUAAUUCCUAGUGAUCAAUUCUCUCGUUUAUCAAUUUUUAAAGCUAUUCAAGUAGUGAAACAAUCAAUUCGUGAAGCAGAAAAAACAUCAAUUUAUGAUGAAUUUAUUGAUAAAAAAGAUCACAUAUUAAUUGGUACUAUUGAAAGCGUUGAAGAAACUUAUAUGUUAAUUAAAAUUGGUAGAGCCUACGCUUUCUUACCAAAACAAAAUCAAAUCCCUAGUGAGAUCUUACCAAAAAAUAAACCAAUUGCUAAUAAUACUUACAUCAAAUUUUAUGUUGAAGAUAUUAUUAAAAAUAAAAACUAUGGUCAAAUUUUAGCAUCAAGAACUCACGUUAAUUUUUUACGUUGUUUACUAGAAUUAGAAGUUCCUGAAAUAGCACAAGGUGUAAUCGAAGUUAAAGAUAUUGCUCGUAUUCCUGGAAUUAGAGCUAAGGUUGCAAUUGUUAGUCAUGAUCCAAGCAUUGAUGGUAUUGGUGCAUGUAUUGGUCCAAAAGGCGAAAGAACAAAAUUAAUUACGCAAGAAUUAAGUGGCGAAAAAAUUGACAUUAUUGCCUGA
This is a messenger RNA of Cephus cinctus (wheat stem sawfly), 897 nucleotides long. Its product is annotated as transcription termination/antitermination protein NusA-like. Gene Ontology annotation, molecular function: RNA binding; DNA-binding transcription factor activity. Bases 1 to 897 code for a protein of 298 amino acids. Gene Ontology annotation, cellular component: cytosol. NCBI's taxonomy places the organism in Eukaryota, Metazoa, Arthropoda, Insecta, Hymenoptera, Cephidae. The transcript is spliced from 2 exons. The record is from RefSeq and is a predicted model, not a curated record. Gene Ontology annotation, biological process: transcription antitermination; DNA-templated transcription termination.